Achroia grisella is the source of this 1554-nucleotide messenger RNA. RefSeq lists its product as uncharacterized. The record is from RefSeq and is a predicted model, not a curated record. Gene Ontology annotation, biological process: DNA integration. Lineage: Eukaryota; Metazoa; Arthropoda; Insecta; Lepidoptera; Pyralidae. The transcript has a single exon. Gene Ontology annotation, molecular function: nucleic acid binding. The coding region runs from base 1 to 1554 and encodes 517 amino acids.
AUGAAAUGUGAUCGAGGGCUAGUUGCACUAACAACAGAUAAUUCUCCGGAACUAUCCCCAGUAGUAGCUAAUCACUGUCGUUUCAGUAAUUGGUUACGUCUAGUUCGCGCUACAGCUACUGUUGCUCUCGCUGCUAGGUUUUUUAUACAUUUAUUGUUUCGUAAGAUAGGGAAUAGGGUUGACGAAGCCCCUUCUCGACGGCUACAAGCCUCAGAUCUAGUCGCAUCAGAACUCCGCUUACUCUUGCGUUCCCAACUAGACUCCUUUGGAGAAGAACGUCGCCUUAUUAAAGCCGAAAAGCCCUUGCCUUCUAGAAGUCGUUUGAGACGGCUAGCUGUCACCUUGGACGAUUCCCAAAUAUUAAAAUUAGCAGGGAGGACAAGAGCCUGUGCGGGUUCAAUCACCACAAGUAACCCCAUUGUGCUCGACGGCAAGCAUCCCAUCGUAAAACUUCUAAUAAAACACCAUCACAACAGAGCAGCACAUGCGAACACAGAAUUAAUUGUCAACGAAUUACGACAGAACUAUUUCAUCUUCGGUAUACGUCCAGCCGUAAAGAAAGCCGCCAACGAAUGCAUGAUGUGUCGCCUUCGUAAAAAGAACCCACCGACCCCACCGUUCGGUGAUCUACCUGCAGAACGGAUGGCUCAUAGCGUACGCCCAUUUUCCUUUGUUGGGCUAGAUUAUUUCGGGCCAGUUACUGUAUCCAUUGGCCGACGAACCGAAAAACGCUAUGUGGCACUCUUCACUUGCCUGACAGUACGAGCCAUCCACCUAGAAAUUGUUGGCAGCUUAUCCUCGGAUGCGGCAAUCAUGGCUCUACGUCGCUUUAUAUCAAGGCGUGGAUGCCCAAUUAAAAUUUACUCAGACAACGGGACAGCCUUCGUCGGAGCAAAUAAUAUACUGAUGCAACUCUACCAUGACGACGUAGUCAAUGAUGCUGCCAAUAAAAGGAUCCAGUGGCACUUCAUUCCACCUGGGGCACCCUUUAUGGGCGGAUGUUGGGAGAGGCUGGUCCGAAGCGUAAAGACAGCUCUCUCCACAACACUAAAAGAAAAAUCCCCACGAGAAGAGGUUCUACACACACUCCUCCUAGAAGCCGAAGCCUUAAUAAAUUCAAGGCCACUCACCCACGUCUCCGUAGACCCUAAUGACGAAGAAAGUAUAACGCCAUUUCACUUUCUAAUUGGUUGCUCCUCUCCCCACCAAUCAUUCGGAGAGAUGGAUGAACGCGACCUUAUCCGUCGAGUAAAUUGGAAAAAGGGCCUUCGUCUUGCUGACCACUUUUGGGCUAGAUGGUUGACGGAAUACCUCCCCACACUGAAUCCGAGACGACCAGGAGAAAAACCAGAAUUUAAAGUCGGAGACCCGGUUCUCAUUGCCGACGGCAACCUUCCGCGCGGUUCAUGGCCACGGGGCCGUAUCUUUAAAACAUUCCUCGGUCCCGACAAAACGAUCCGUGUGGCAGAGGUCGCCACCAAAGGAGGUAUCCUCAAGCGCCCAGCCCGAAAGUUGGUUCCUCUACUAGACCGCCAGCAUGUCAGCUCAAACUAA